CGGGUCUGCUGAGACCAAUUCAUGUCAAACUCGUGUAAUUUUUGGCAUGGUCUGACUUCCUAUUACUGUAAGCAAGAAAGGGAUACAGUCAAAGUAGAGGUGGUAGUUCGGGAACCCUUAUUGCAAAGAGCAGCUCUUAAUGAAUAAUCGUCAUCUAGAAGGAUCUAAAAAUGGGGCUGUACAAAGGACUGGUCUGGAUGUAGGGCUUGGCAAUAUUUCCACGAAGGGCUUUUUGAAGAAAGCACGCGUCGCCUCUCCGGGCCUGGCUGGGUCGGUGAUACCUCGGGCAAGAGGAAUGGGAUUUGCUCACCAGCUCUCGAGAUAAUUUUGAAACAGGUUGUGAUCAAGUAGGGGAAAAAGUGUCCCCGAGCAAAGUGCUUUGCAGUCAGCUGCCCUGGCUGCUCUUGGGAAAGAAGUGUGGUGAUGGAUCGGAAAUUCGUUAGCUGUAUCACAAACUUGGAGCAACCAAAGCAGAAGAAGCCAACUGCAAAUGCAAUCCUCGGCUGUCCGAAGAACUGUGCUAUCCGCCACGUAGGUGGAGCUCUCCUUUAGUUUUUCUUGGCACCGAUAAAGCUCAUGUGUUGUCCAGCUUUUGGUGUUGACUUUUGCGAAAGCAAAUUGUGGACCUGUUAGAGUGGGGGCAAGGAGAACGAUCACAGGGCUAGAAGACAUGACCCAGGAGAUGAGAGACCUCACCACCCCGUUAUCAGUAAAGGUCUAACUGCAAACGCUCCGUAACCAGGUAUAAAUGAAGUGCUGCUUAGAACAGUCCGUUGACUACAUAUGGCUCCCUUGGCCAUAAUUGAGUAACUACUGAUCUAGAGAAGGUGGAAGGGAAAUGCAUUAAUAGUGUUUUGCUGCAAAGAGGACAGGGACUUCACCAAGGGAACUUUGGGUUGGAUUGGGACAGAACUAGAUACUGGGAAGGGCAAGACAUGGGUGGCAGCUGGAGGUGUUGGGGCCAGACUGGUGAAUCACCUGCCAGGGUUAGUUGGGAUGCAGUCGAUCCUGCUCAAGGGCUGGACUGGAUGACUUUUUGACAUCUCGAGGGCUCUUUUUUCAGGUAUUUCACACUGUGAUGUGGCUAGAAUACAGACGUACGCAUGUGCUGGGGGACAAGGAACCUCCCUGCUUUCCUUCCUCUGCUUGUGUUUCAGGUCACCUUCUAUGAAGACAAGAAUUUCCUAGGCCGUUGCUAUGAAUGCAACAGCGACUGCCCUGAUUUUCACAACUACCUGAGCCGCUGCAACUCCAUUCGUGUGGAUGGAGGCACCUGGGUGGCCUACGAGAGGCCCAACUUUUCUGGGAACAUGUACGUUCUGACGCAUGGCGAGUAUCCCGACUACCACCACUGGAUGGGCCUCAAUGACCGCCUCGGCUCCUGCAAAGCCGUCCAGAUACCAAGUGGAGGCCGGGGCCACAUCCAGGUAUUUGAGAAGGGAGAUUUCGGCGGGCAGAUGUUCGAAGCCACCGAAGACUGCCCUUCCGUCAUGGAUGAGUGGCACAUGCGCGAGGUCCAUGCCUGCAGAGUGCUGGAGGGCACCUGGGUUUUCUACGAGCAUCCCAACUACCGAGGCAGGCAGUACCUGCUGCCUAAGGGGGAGUACCGCAAACCCGUGGAGUGGGGAGCGGCCAGCCCCGCCGUCCAGUCCUUCCGCAGCAUCUCCCAGUGA
Molecule: messenger RNA, 1673 nt
Organism: Chroicocephalus ridibundus (black-headed gull)
Lineage: Eukaryota; Metazoa; Chordata; Aves; Charadriiformes; Laridae
Gene: CRYGS
Product: crystallin gamma S
Exons: 2
Coding region: 1104-1673 (189 amino acids)
Biological process (GO): lens development in camera-type eye; visual perception
Molecular function (GO): structural constituent of eye lens
Source: RefSeq, a predicted model, not a curated record